This is a messenger RNA of Leptosia nina, 774 nucleotides long. Lineage: Eukaryota; Metazoa; Arthropoda; Insecta; Lepidoptera; Pieridae. The record is from the annotation of a GenBank genome assembly.
AUGCGCUGUCAUGGUGCGCCACCGCCGACGUCUGAUACGCCGUUAGAAGGAAGCCAGCUCGUCGUCGCUAUCAGCAAGGCUCUUAAAGGUACGGCGUCUACUUGGCUAUCGCAAAUAACCUACCAAGGUAUAACAUGGGCGGAAUUUAAAGAACUGUUUACGGCGAGGUUCGCUCCAAAUGAGACCUUGGCUGCCACACUAAUUAAUCUUGGCUCAGAUAAGCCAAGUGAAAAGGAGAACUAUGGGACUUACGCCAGCCGCAUUAUGUCGUCUCUAAUGAAUCGCUUCAAGAAUGUGGAUUCGGAGCAAAUUAUUGUACAAAUCGUACUCGCACAUUUAGCUCAAUUUGACGUACGUCUUCAGCGACUUGCUUUUACCACGGAAAUAACUUCUCGUUCUGAGCUACAAAAAGAGCUACAAGCCUUUGUCUAUCUAAAGCGGAAAGCGCCAAUCACUGAUGAGAAGAACAGCAUGGAGAAUGCCAAACGCACUAGACUAUCUACUGCACCAAUCAAAUGUUACACUUGUGGACGACUAGGACACAAACAAUCAGAAUGCAGGCAGAAAAACAAGGAUACGAGGACGACAGCUAGUACCCCUGCCGCCACAUUUCCACGAGCGGACCCCCGGUCUGCUUCAAGUGCGGCACACCGGGUCACAUCGCGAGUCGCUGUACUUCUGGCACCGCGACCACGAUCGCCGGCAGCGGCGCGCAGCAGGCGCCCGAACGACGUGUCAACCUUUGCGAGGUUGAGCCCCCGGCCGGUUCCCUAA